UCUAUUUUUGGAAAUUCACCCUUAAUCUCUUCUCUUUAUAUAAACGAGACUCAUGAAUUAGUUGUAAAAUAUAUUAAAGAAAGCCAUGGCGGUUCGUAAUUUCCUUCUUCUUCUUCUUCUUGGGCUCUUCGUCAUCCUCUCCCUUUCACAGGUAUCUUCUGAUGGCUACCCAGAAGAAGGGAUGAUGGAGAUGGAAUAUGAUGAGAAAGUGAUGAGAGGGACAAACAGAAGGCUGAUGCAAAACAUAAACUGUGGAUGGGAAUGCAAGCGGCGUUGCGGGGCGCACUCGAGGCCAAAUCGGUGCAUAAGAGCGUGCGGGACGUGCUGCUCACGAUGCAAAUGCGUGCCAUCAGGAACGUCAGGCAACCGUGAGAUGUGCGGCACUUGCUACACCAACAUGACCACACAUGGCAACAAAACCAAGUGCCCUUGACAACCAUCAUCGACUGCAUUAUCCUUUUUAGUCCACUCGGUUGUUUAAUCUUUUGAGUUUCUUCUUCUUCUUUGAUGUAUGGUUAGAAUGAGCCGCAAGAAGCUAAAUACAUUUUGGGAUGCACCGGAUUAUUGUUGAAACUCUUCUAUGCCUCCCAAUUUCCUUUUUGUUUUAUAUUUUCAUGUUACUAUGCUUCCAUUUACAUUAUUAGUUUUUGAAACUACAUUUCCAUAUCAAA
Molecule: messenger RNA, 671 nt
Organism: Benincasa hispida (wax gourd)
Lineage: Eukaryota; Viridiplantae; Streptophyta; Magnoliopsida; Cucurbitales; Cucurbitaceae
Product: cypmaclein-like
Source: RefSeq, a predicted model, not a curated record